Messenger RNA from Ornithodoros turicata, 1897 nucleotides. Its product is annotated as acetylcholinesterase-like. Gene Ontology annotation, cellular component: plasma membrane. The record is from RefSeq and is a predicted model, not a curated record. Gene Ontology annotation, molecular function: acetylcholinesterase activity. NCBI's taxonomy places the organism in Eukaryota, Metazoa, Arthropoda, Arachnida, Ixodida, Argasidae. Gene Ontology annotation, biological process: acetylcholine catabolic process; choline metabolic process. The coding region runs from base 92 to 1879 and encodes 595 amino acids. The transcript has 3 exons.
UGCACGCGAUGUCUUGUCUCAUGUUGCGGAACGUUGAAGAGAAAGAAGUUGUGAGGGACAGCAACAUUCGGGGAUACCUUACGGAAACAUUAUGCUAACAACUACGAUCCUCGUCUGUGCUAUGGUAAAGAAGACACGCUUGUGUUUCAAGCCACGAGCGAGCACUACAAGAAUCAUGCUAUUUCUGGCAGUGACGACUCUAGUGAGUAUAUUCAGCAUAUUUUCGCUCAACACAAUGAAGAAGCAGGCGGCGGCCGUAAGCCCAAUGCCAGCACCGACCAAGGCUUCAAGAUCCUUACUACCAUCCGAACAAGUCCACGUGAAUACUAGUAGCGGACUCGUUCGCGGGACCUUUAUAAAACUAGAAAACAACGGUGUGCUGGUCAGGGCCUUUCUCGGAAUCCCGUUCGGCUCGGACACCGGAGGCGAGAAUCGAUUCCGAAGACCAGUCCCAGUCGCGCCCUGGAAUGGAACCUACAACGCCGCGAAGAAACGACCGCCUUGCGUCCAGGAAUCGUACAAUCCUAAAGGUAUGCAUAUUGGCAACGCGAACACGACGGAAGACUGCCUUCACCUCAACAUCUGGGCGCCAGUUAUGAAUUGCAACACGGGAUUUACGCCACAUGGCCAGUGCUCGGACAAGAAGGUUGUGAUGAUGUACAUAUACGGCGGUUCAUUUAUGCACGGCGGUAACAGCUACUUCUUCUAUGACGGACGCUACAUAACUGGUUUCGGCGACGUUAUCGUUGUGGUUCCGAACUACCGCCUAGGAGUCCUGGGCUUCUUGAACGCGGGGGUGCCCGACGCCCCGGGGAAUGUGGCGCUUCACGACCAAAUCCUCGCUCUGAAGUGGGUGAAGCGAAACAUAGCAGCUUUCGGCGGCGAUCCCCUUCAAGUGGUCCUCUUCGGCCAAAGUGCAGGAGCGAUAUCUGUCGGAUACCUUCAGCUCUCGCCUUUAACGAGGCAUCUUUUUAAGCGAGCCAUCUUGCAGAGCUGCUCCGCUUUAGUGCCAAUGCCCGACAACAGCAACGACACCGGCAUCGAAAACAUGAAGGCUAUCGCUGCGGCAACCAACUGCAGUGCCACGGACACGGACGGCGUCUUCUCGGUGAACAUGACACUGGAAUGCCUACGCGGAGUAGAGGCAAAAAAGCUGGCCAGCAUUAAAAUUGCUCCGUUCUACCCGAGCUUCCACGACCAAAUUUUAAAUAAAUCGCCCGCCACGAUACUGAAGAUGGUCGAAACGUUCGACGGUAAAGAUAUCUUACUGGGCAACACAAUGCGAGAAGGAGACAUGAUGUUUGAGUCGACGUUUCGUCGCAACUUGACGUCUGGGGUGAAGUUAACGAUGUCCGCAAUAGCCAGGGCGUACAAGUUCAUAUACAGAAGGACCAGUUUCAGUCAGGCCCUUCUCAUGCUUGCGCAUAUGCAUGGCCUAUACGACUUCGCAGAUUCUACAUACAGAGGGUUCCGAGAUGCGAUCGGUGAUGUCUUGUUCAACUGCCCAACAAAAUUAUUCGCAGACAUCUUCACGGCAAAGAAAGGUCACGCCUUCUACUACGUCUUGGCUUACCGGCCGUCAUUCAGCGUCUGGGACUCGCCGACUGCAACGCACUCAGACGACGUCUCAUUAAUUUUCGGACUGCCAUUUUUGUUGCGUAACCUCUCGAAGGACUCCGAACGCCGACUCAGCUUGCGGCUCAUUAAAAUGUGGACAACGUUCGCGAAGACCGGGAAAGUUUACGGCGAGGAUGGGAAGAUGUGGCCAGCGUAUGAGUCUGGUAGAAAUGUGGUCGUGAUCGACUUGAAGAAUCAGACGUAUUUGCACGAAUUCAGGGCUCGACACUGUUCAGCACUGGCGGAUUUUAUAAUGCAUUAAAAUACAUAUUUAAAGUGG